AUGUCGAAGAAAGCAGACUUGUUGAGUGGUAUCGAUGAAGAAGACCAAGAAAACCAAACUCUGGUCUUCAAAGUGUUUGGUUACGGGUCUCUUCUGUGGAAAGUGAACUUUAAUUACUCUUCUCGUGAUCAUGGUCAUAUCAAAGGGUUCCAGAGAAAAUUCUGGCAGAAUAACAAGACUCAUCGAGGGACAGAAGAAAAGCCCGGACGAGUAGCCAUUCUUCACAAAGCUAAAGAAGACGAUAAGCUCUGUGGCGCAAUGUUUACCAUUAAGGGUGCAUCAGACAUUGAGGAUGCCAAACAGAAAUUGGAUACACGGGAAACAGUGCUCGGUGGUUACAUCUCAAUUCCGACCACGUUCUACGAUGAAUGUGGUGUCAAGUCCGACGUCACUGUAUUUACAGCUACCCCUGACAACGACCUCUAUGUGGGACAGAUUUGUGAUCAUCCUCAUGAUGACGUAGAACAUAUAGCUACACAGGUUGUCGACGCAAAAGGCCGCGCUGGAACCAAUGCAGAAUAUGUCAUCAGACUGGCAGAUUAUGUUAGAAGACAUUUUCCAAACGAGGACGACGAACAUUUAUUUUUGCUCGAGAAAAAAGUCACCGAAAAAUUGAGAAAUCGUUCGCGGACAAUUCAAAUCAACUACGAUCAUAUGAAUGAUAUUAAUCAUCAUGAUAUUUGAUUUUCUGAAUGUAACAACUUGUUGUGCUAUGAUUGUUGCAUCUAUGAAUAUUGCUAAUAUCUUUUCAUUGUUUCAUUUAUAUCAUGAAUGUACGAUGGUUGGUAAAUCAUAUUUUAAUUAUGUUAAUUAAUAUAUCUUGUUAAAUAUUUUAAAGUUACGAUUCUCGUUGAUUCUUACUAUAAACGUACAAAACGUAAGUUUAAAGCCAGCUGCAAAUUAUAAAAAAAAUAACUCAAAGGAAAGCCUUAAAGUUUUAAAAAAGAUUUUUGUUAUGGUGUGUAAUAGCCAAUUUCCAAAUUAAACCUUUUCGAAGGUAAAUUUGCUAAUGUUUAACGAAAGCAUGUGCUUUUUUAACCUAUUAACAAUAAAAUACAUACCGGUAAUAGAAAUGCAAUCAUAAAAUGCGUAUUUUGUAAAAUCCUUUCAAUAUUCACACCAAUAGAUAUCUUACCCACGUGGCGCUCAACCUGCCAUAACAAAUGGCUAAAGAACGGUAUUGAUAUUUGGUUAUUUUCCACGCAUCUUUGCAAAAAUGGAAUCAAAGUUUUAUUUACGUCGUAGAUGCGCGAA
Messenger RNA from Magallana angulata, 1254 nucleotides. RefSeq names its product glutathione-specific gamma-glutamylcyclotransferase 1-like. Gene Ontology annotation, cellular component: cytoplasm. NCBI's taxonomy places the organism in Eukaryota, Metazoa, Mollusca, Bivalvia, Ostreida, Ostreidae. The record is from RefSeq and is a predicted model, not a curated record. Bases 1 to 684 code for a protein of 227 amino acids. The transcript has 3 exons. Gene Ontology annotation, molecular function: glutathione specific gamma-glutamylcyclotransferase activity; gamma-glutamylcyclotransferase activity. Gene Ontology annotation, biological process: glutathione catabolic process.